CAUGACAUUGAAGCUCAGAGAGUGGCCUCCGUGUAACUCAGCUGAUCUCACAUCUCCUAUCAACAACAUGUCCUACAAAUGCUGUUCUGAAAGCUUCUCCUCCCGCUCCCUCGGGGUCCACCUGCGCUACCCAGGCUCCUCCUGUGGCUCCUCCUUCCUCAGCACCCUGGUCUACAGGACUGACCUCUGUUGUCCCAGGAUCUGCCGGCCCACCCCUGUGGUGUUCAAACCCUGUCAGACGUCCUGCUACUGCCCAAGGACCUCCACACUCUGCAGUCCCUUCCAGAUAACUUUUUCUGGUUCUCCGGGAUGUGGGUCUAUUAGAGGCUGCUCCCUGGGUUAUGGAUCUAGAAGCUGCUACUCUCUGGACUGGGGAUCCAGAGUGGGCUGUGGAUCCAGAGUCUUCAGACUGCUGGGUUAUGGAAUUCAUGGCUUCCCUUCCCUGAGGUGUGGAUCCAGGUUCUACCACCCAGCCUACUUGACUUCUAGGAGCUGCCAGUGUUCUUGCUAUAGGCCAAUCUGUAGAUCAAACUUCCGUAGAUCAACUUGUUGAAUUUCCAGAACUUCUGAGCAAAACGUUUCAGUCUCUACUUACAGCUGCCAUAGCCCCUUUCAGAAAUGUUAGCUAACCCCUCUCACCAUCAGCAUCUCAUCGUUUCUCUAGUGUCGAACACUGACUCACUAAUCCUUUCAGUGAAAUUAAUAACCAAAAUAUUGAGUUCAAAUCUGUAAUUUUGUUGAAACAAUUGAAUCAGAAUUACAUAAACUUUUCUUACAAAAUGCAUGGAA
Capra hircus (goat) is the source of this 789-nucleotide messenger RNA. RefSeq names its product keratin-associated protein 13-1-like. The transcript has a single exon. Bases 2 to 553 code for a protein of 183 amino acids. The record is from RefSeq and is a predicted model, not a curated record. Lineage: Eukaryota; Metazoa; Chordata; Mammalia; Artiodactyla; Bovidae.